AUGUCUCAGACAGGUUUAAUUCCUCCCAAUACCCUAAAAAGAGAGAUGAAUCCUCAACCAAUGGCAUCUCAUGAGAAGAUUGUGAAUGAUCCGACUCUGUUUAGGGAGUGUCUCAAGAAUUUUCACUCUGUUGUUGGCGCAAAGGACUCGGUUCCUGUGAUUGGAGGGAAGGAUCUUGAUUUGCAUGUUCUCUAUGUUGAGGUGACUAAAAGGGGUGGCUUUAACAAGGUAGUGGCAGAUAAGAAAUGGAGAGAAGUGAGUUUAGUUUUCAAGUUUUCUCCAACAACAACAAGUGCUUCAUAUGCAUUGAGGAAACAUUAUUUCACUUUGCUUCAUCACUUUGAACAAGUUUACUUUUUCAAACAUGAAGUUCCUAUGUUUGAUAAAUCUCCAGGUUCAUGCUUCCAAGCUGAAGGGAAAAUUGAUGCCAAAUUUGACUGUGGCUACUUUGUGUCCCUCAAAAUGGGAAGUGAAGUUCUCAAUGGUGUACUUUACCAUCCAAACCAACAAGCUCAACCAUCUUCUUCCAAAUUUGUUGCACAAAGUUGCAACGCGAUUGUGCCUUACUACUCAACACCUCUCAACAAUUCAGGACGGAGGAACAGGAGGAGGAGGAACGGGGAUCCUAAUCGCCCAAAACCUAAUAGGAGUGGGUAUAACUUCUUCUUUGCUGAAAAGCAUUCAAUGCUCAAAUCUCUUCAUCCACAUAGAGAGAGGGAGUUCACUAAGAUGAUUGGAGAGUCUUGGAACAAUCUACCUCCUGAAGAAAAAAUGGUUUAUCAAGAGUAUGGGGUGAAGGACAAGGAAAGGUACCAGAGGGAACUGAAGGAGUACAAAGAAAACAUGAUGACCACAUCAUCUUGCUACUAAAGGUAACUGAUGAAUGGUAGAGAAGAAGAAGAGCAUGAGAUAAACAAUGUAAAUGUUUGUGUGGAUCAAAACUUUGUUAUAGCUUAUGUAAGAUAGUCUUAAACUAUUUCCAAAACUGUAGUUUAAUUUCUCAAAACAUUUGUUUACCUAAACUAAUUCUCAUGCUUAUAAGAUGGUCUUGCUUGCUU
Solanum verrucosum is the source of this 1058-nucleotide messenger RNA. Its product is annotated as high mobility group B protein 9-like. The record is from RefSeq and is a predicted model, not a curated record. The transcript is spliced from 5 exons. Bases 1 to 870 code for a protein of 289 amino acids. Gene Ontology annotation, molecular function: DNA binding. NCBI's taxonomy places the organism in Eukaryota, Viridiplantae, Streptophyta, Magnoliopsida, Solanales, Solanaceae.